Messenger RNA from Nannospalax galili (Upper Galilee mountains blind mole rat), 3285 nucleotides. RefSeq names its product peptidylprolyl isomerase like 4 (gene Ppil4). Gene Ontology annotation, cellular component: nucleus. Lineage: Eukaryota; Metazoa; Chordata; Mammalia; Rodentia; Spalacidae. Gene Ontology annotation, biological process: protein peptidyl-prolyl isomerization. The record is from RefSeq and is a predicted model, not a curated record. Gene Ontology annotation, molecular function: peptidyl-prolyl cis-trans isomerase activity; RNA binding. The transcript has 13 exons. Bases 102 to 1580 code for a protein of 492 amino acids.
GACGCAACACUCGUCGCGCGGAACGUGACGGGAGGCUUAGAUGCGGACGGGUACCGUCUGUCAGUCACUCCUCUAGUAGUUCCUGCGAAGGAGGCGGCGCCAUGGCGGUUCUAUUGGAGACCACACUGGGAGACAUCGUCAUUGACUUGUACACCGAGGAGCGGCCGCGCGCUUGCUUGAAUUUCCUGAAGCUGUGCAAAAUAAAGUAUUAUAAUUAUUGCCUUAUUCACAAUGUACAGAGGGAUUUUAUCAUACAGACAGGUGAUCCUACAGGGACUGGCCGUGGAGGAGAGUCUAUAUUUGGACAACUGUAUGGUGAUCAAGCAAGCUUUUUUGAAGCAGAAAAAAUGCCAAGGAUUAAGCACAAGAAGAAAGGCACUGUGUCCAUGGUGAACAAUGGCAGUGACCAACAUGGAUCUCAGUUUCUUAUUACUACAGGAGAAAAUCUAGAUUACCUUGAUGGUGUUCAUACAGUGUUUGGGGAGGUGACAGAAGGCAUGGACAUAGUAAAGAAAAUUAAUGAGACCUUUGUUGACAAGGAUUUUGUACCAUAUCAAGAUAUCAGGAUAAAUCAUACAGUGAUUUUAGAUGAUCCAUUUGAUGAUCCUCCUGAUUUAGUAAUUCCUGAUCGAUCACCAGAACCCACAAGGGAACAAUUAGAUAGUGGUCGAAUUGGAGCAGAUGAAGAAAUUGAUGACUUCAAAGGAAGAUCAGCUGAAGAAGUAGAAGAAAUAAAGGCAGAAAAAGAAGCCAAAACUCAAGCUAUUCUUUUGGAGAUGGUGGGAGACCUACCUGAUGCAGAUAUUAAGCCUCCAGAAAAUGUGCUGUUUGUAUGUAAAUUGAAUCCAGUGACCACAGAUGAGGAUCUGGAAAUAAUAUUCUCAAGAUUUGGGCCAAUAAGAAGUUGUGAAGUUAUUCGGGAUUUGAAAACAAGAGAAUCCCUCUGUUACGCAUUUAUUGAAUUUGAGAAGGAAGAAGACUGUGAGAAAGCAUUCUUCAAAAUGGACAAUGUACUUAUAGAUGACAGGAGAAUACAUGUGGAUUUUAGCCAGUCUGUUGCAAAGGUUAAAUGGAAAGGAAAAGGUGGGCAGUAUACCAAGAGUGAUUUCAAGGAGUAUGAGCAAGAACGGGAUAAAUCAUCCAAUUUGGUUCUGAAAGAUAAAGUCAAGCCCAAACAGGAUGCAAAAUAUGAUCUUAUACUGGAUGAGCAGGCAGAAGACUCAAAAUCAAGUCAUUCACAUACAAGUAAAAAACACAAAAAGAAAACCCAUCACUGCUCUGAAGAAAAAGAAGAUGAAGAUUACAUGCCAAUCAAAAAUACUAACCAGGAUAUCUACAGGGAAAUGGGUUUCGGUCAUUAUGAAGAAGAGGAAAGCUGUUGGGAGAAACAAAAGAGUGAAAAGAGAGACCGACAUCAGAACCGCAGUCGCAGCCGGUCUCGAGAAAGGGAUGGCCACCACAGUAACAGCCACAAGUCCAAAUACCAAACAGAUCCAUAUGAAAGGGAAAGGAGCAAAAAGAGAGACCGAAGCAGAAGUCCAAGGAAAUCCAAAGACAAAGAAAAAUCUAAGUAUAGAUAAGAGGAAGAAUUGGAAAUGAACAGUUACAUGUUUACUCUUACCUGACUUUUAUAAUGUAUCAGGAGAGAUGGUCAUCUGCUUUUAUGUCAAAGCAGGUAGAUUCUGCUUGGUAUUUUGUUUUCUUUUCAUAUUAAAAGUAUAGCCUUUGUAGAUUAAUACUGAUAAUACAGGACACUGAAGAUAAUUGAACAUUUUCUUGUAUACUUUUUUAUACUAAUUUUAUUGUUAUGCAGACAUGGUAGCAUUCAUAUUUAACACCUUUCAUAUUUUCAGUCCUUUUUAAAUUAAGUAUUUCAUAUCACAGAAAUACAUAAACAUGUAUAUAAGACAUAAAGAAGAAUAAAUAUAAAUAUCUGUGUACCUAACAGCCAGCUUAAGAAAUAGAAUAUUACUUAUUUUAGAAGUUCUGUAUGUUUGCUCUGAGUUUUGUGUUUGUUCCCUUGCUUGUUGUAGUUUUACUCUGUGUGUGUGUGUGUGUGUGUGUGUGUGUGUGUGCCUAAAUGAACUGUUAAUUUUGUAUGUUUUUGAAUUUUAUAUAAAUGGAAUAAUGUAUGCUUACUUCUGAUUUUCAUCAAUUUAGUAUUUCUAAACAUACAGUUUAAUUUUCUGUUCAUGGGCUUUGGGUUUGGUUAGUUUUUGCUAUCUAAACAAUACUGCUGUGAACUUCUGUCUGGGAGUGAUAUUAUCUAGUUAUAUGGUUUGAAUUUUCAAUGCAUUUAAAAUUAUGGUUGUAAUUUAUAUGGCAUGUGGAUGUUAUAUGGUAGAGAAGAGUUGGCCACAGGAAUAUCAGUCCACCACAUGGCUCAGAGCAGAUAUUGUUCCACUAUUGUACAUAUUCUGGGCCACCAAUAGAAAAGGUUUAAUUAUAUAAGAAACUAUCAUCCUGGCUGGGGAGGUGGCUUAGUUGGUAAAGUGCUUGCCUCACAAGCGUAGGACAGAUUUCAGAUCCCCAGCACCACAUGGAAGCAAGGUGUAGCAGUGCACAUUUGUAGUCCCAGCACAGAGGAGGCAGAGACAGGUAGAGUUCCAGGUUCAGUCAGAGACUUUGUCUCAAAAGUUAGGUGGAGAGAAAUUGAGGAAGGCACCCAACAUUGACCUCUGGCCUCCACAUGGUUGUGCAAAGAUGUGCACACACACACACGCACACACACACACACACACACACACACACACUCAAAUGUAUACAUAAUACCACACAAAGAGAAAUGAAUAAAUCUAUCCUGAAUAGAGAAAUAUAAGUAUUGCUUGUAUAGUCUGAGAGAAUGAGCAAGAGAGAGAUGUGAGGAGACGUGACCUCCUGACAGGUAGAACUUGAAUUCAGUAGACCCAGAGGAAAAUCAGAGUAGUAAAACUCUGGAUUUCAAGGAAAAGCUAUUGUGUUUGUUGGUUUUUCUUGAGACAGGGUCUCACUAUGUCGCCCUGGCUGACCUGGAACUUGCUAUGUAGACCAGUGUGGCAUUGAACUCACAGAGACCUACCUGCCUCUGCCUCUCAAGUGCUGGAAUUAAAGGUGUGUGUCACCAUGCCCAGUGAAAAAACUAAAAUUGAAAAUUAUGAGAAACUAUGAGAAACUGUGGUUUGUGGGCUUAUUUUUCUCAGUUAUUUAAUUGACAGUAAAUAUAUACAUAUAUAUAUGUUUAUGGGGGUAUGAUAUGUUUUGAUAUAUGUUCACAUUCUGGAAUGAGUAAAUCAGUUUAUAAACAUC